This is a messenger RNA of Acaulospora morrowiae, 306 nucleotides long. The record is from the annotation of a GenBank genome assembly. NCBI's taxonomy places the organism in Eukaryota, Fungi, Glomeromycota, Glomeromycetes, Diversisporales, Acaulosporaceae.
AUGCAACUCUCUGUCAAGCCCCAAACUCAAAAGCCUCCAAAAAUUUACCAAUGUGCAUACUGCGAAAAAAAAUACCGAAAAAUUGACGAACAUGCGAUUCGUCAACAUAAUGCUGCCAAACAUACAAUCAAAUGUUCAUUGUGCACGGAAACUCUCGUGAAUAACGAAGAACUCGAAAAACACAUAAAUAGCAAGCACCCUCCUACACGUUGGUGUGACGUUUGCAAAAAGUGUUUUGAGUUGGAGGAAUUUAAAAAACACCUCCGCGAAAAACACAAAUUAAUCAUACUAGAGAAUCGUAAAUAA